GCUUGUGCGUGAGAAAAUAUUUUGUCCACAUAUGCAAUUUUAAAUUUGCUAGCACACUCAGAUUAAUUUUACUUUUAUGGAUGAAUGAAUGCUAGUAUACUUCAUCUACAUUGGAAUAACUUAUUGUUUGUAUGGUCUUCAGGAACCACUGCAACUGUGGCUUCCGUUGAUGCUGUGGAGGAGCGUGUGGCACAACAGCUUGUACCUAGCAACAGGCCAUCUGGCGCCGAUGAGUCGGAAGCAGUGCAACCCCCAGGACCCAUUACUGCUGCUACGGCCUCUACCAGCACCGCAGGGUCCACAUCAGACCAGCUUAUGCCUGGGGUACUGCCAUGUAGCAGCAGCGAACAGAUGGUCCCAGAUGAGCUUGAACCCUGGACCUCACAGGAGCUGGAGGACGCUCUCAUGAGUGAGUAGCCAGAGGGCCUCCAGACAGUGAUUGGCAGCGAAAGAGACGAUGGAAAG
Messenger RNA from Dermacentor silvarum, 465 nucleotides. RefSeq lists its product as uncharacterized. NCBI's taxonomy places the organism in Eukaryota, Metazoa, Arthropoda, Arachnida, Ixodida, Ixodidae. The transcript is spliced from 5 exons. The coding region runs from base 85 to 417 and encodes 110 amino acids. The record is from RefSeq and is a predicted model, not a curated record.